CGUUUUUUGACGGGAUUUGUAAGUUCGAACCAGUCAGUUAUAUGUUACGUAAGAUAUAUUUUAAUUUUAUGUAGAUAAUGUUAAAAUGGUGACACGAUACUAAGCGUAAAUAUGAUGGACGACGAAUUUUAUCCGCCGCCGGAAUGCCCAGUGUUUGAGCCAAACGAAGAAGAAUUUGCUGACCCGCUUGGCUACAUCAAUAAAAUUAGACCGAUAGCGGAGAAAGCAGGCAUCUGUAAAAUUCGGCCUCCCCCGCAUUGGCAACCCCCAUUUGCAAUUGAUGUGGAAAACUUUCGUUUUACACCAAGAGUUCAACGAAUUAAUGAACUAGGGAUUCACACUCGUAUCAGACUACAGUUUAUUGAGAGUGUUGCCAAGUUCUGGGACUUGCAGGGCCAGGGGUUUAAACUUCCCCAUGUAGGAGGAAAGGCAUUGGAUUUAUAUGGACUACAUGAAUGUGUUAGAAAGCUGGGUGGCUUUCAGGAUGUAUGUAAGAACAAACUAUGGAACAGUGUAUGCAACAAGCUCUGUUUGCCCAAAAACUUUGGCACAGUGUUGCGACAACAUUAUGAGAGGAUUUUGUAUCCAUUUGAUAUCAUGAAGUCUGGAGUUCUGCUAAUGAGAAUUUAGAAAGUCUUGCUUCCGAGUUGAAACUAAAUACAAUGAAACCGAAGAAAAAGACCAUGCACCAAGGUGCAAAUGUAUCUUUGGAUAACUUGGAUUUCUUCAAUGGCCAGUUAUCUCCUGACAACCUGAUGAAACAGAGGAACAAACGUAAACCUGUAGAAGAACCAUUGGUGGCUGAUGUUUCUAAGAAUAAAGAACUUGCCAAACUACAGUUGUUUGGUAGUGCUGGUCCUAAGAUGGUAGGGUUAGGGCUGAUGGCCCAAAGCAAGACACGAAUGAGGUCAUACACACCAGCACCAGCCACAGAAGUACCUGCUGUAGAUGUUAAAACUGAAGAUAUAAAGCCCGAGAUCAAAGUAGAAGCUACCGAAGUAAAAGUAGAAAACACUGAUUCUGCUGCUUCUAAAGAGGUUGAAGUAAAGGCAGAGUUGGAAGACAAGAAAAGUAAAGUUGAGUUGAAGAACAUCAGAAGAAUGAGGAAUCGAGCUCCAGAUCAAAUCCCUUAUUCUGUUAUUGACUCCAUUGGUAACUGCAAGAUGUGUUCCAAGGACAGCAAUGAAUCACUCUUGUUAUUAUGUGAUGGCUGUGAUGAUAGUUACCAUACAUUCUGCCUCAUACCCCCUCUACCUAAUGUACCUACAGGGGAAUGGAGAUGCCCUAAAUGUAUUUCAAAGGAAUGCAACAAAAAGACACAAGCUUAUGGGUUUGAACAAGCUAGAAAGGAAUAUACGUUGCAAAGCUUUGGAGAAAUGGCUGAUGCAUUUAAAGCAGAAUACUUCACAAAACCGGCACAUAUGGUUCCAACUGAGGCAGUUGAACGAGAGUUCUGGAGGUUGGUUGGAUCAUUAGAGGAGGAUCUGGCAGUGGAGUAUGGGGCAGACAUCCAUGUUAUUGAGAAGGGGAGCGGAUUUCCUAGGAUGUCGGAUGCAGAGAAGAGGAAGUUGUCAACAGAAGAAGAGGAAUAUGCGAAAAGUGGUUGGAACUUAAACAACCUUCCAAUACAAGAACAAUCCUUACUGAGGUCGAUAUCUGGGGAUAUAUCUGGAAUGAAGAUUCCAUGGGUGUAUGUGGGCAUGUGUUUCUCUGCAUUCUGUUGGCACAUUGAGGACCACUGGACCUACUCCAUCAAUUAUAUGCAUUGGGGUGAACCAAAGACAUGGUAUGGAAUACCUCGAGAAGAUGCGACUAAAUUCGAACAAGUGAUGCACGACUCCGCACCUGAGUUGUUUAUUAACCAUCCUGAUCUAUUGCACCACUUGGUCACCACUAUGAACCCGGCAACACUGAUGAAGAAAGGUGUGCGAGUGGUUCGCACCAACCAGUGUGCCGGGGAAUUCAUGAUAACUUUCCCAAGAGCUUACCACGCUGGUUUUAACCAAGGUUAUAACUUUGCUGAGGCUGUUAACUUCUGUCCAGCAGACUGGGUUCCUGUUGGUCGCCAGUGUGUAGCCCACUACAGAAAGAUGAAAAAGACUUGUGUUUUCUCGCAUGAGGAGAUUGUAUGUAAGGUAGCGAACAAUCCAGGCAGCCUUGAUGUUCAAGUAGCAGCCGUCAUAUACAGGGACAUGCUGAUGAUGAUACAACAGGAGAAAGAUCUUCGGAAACAACUAAUGGAACUGGGUAUCACUAAAGCUGAAAGAGAAGCCUUUGAAUUACUACCUGAUGACGAACGACAGUGUAGACAAUGUAGAACAACCUGCUUCUUAUCAGCAGUUACUUGUCCAUGUAAACCAGACUCACUUGCUUGCCUCUAUCAUGUGGAAAGCUUAUGUACAACUUGCCCUACUUCAGAGUUUGUGUUAAGAUACCGAUACAGCCUUGAUGAACUGCCACCCAUUCUACACAAACUGAAGCAGAGAGCCGAAGCUUUUGAUAUGUGGAGCGACAAAGUAAAAGAAGCUUUCAAGAAAACAUCCGAUAAAUUGACGCUUCCAGAACUUAAGGUUUUAUUGUUUGAAUCUGAAGAGGGGAAAUUCCCUGAGAAUGAUUUGCUUCAGCGAUUAAAAUCAGUGGUGCAUGAAGCUGAGAUUUGUUCUCGUGUUUCGCAGCAGUUGGUCAACACUAGAAAGCACCGUACACGAUUAAAAGAUCCAAUGUCCGCGAUGUCAGUGAACGCGUCAGGAAUGAACAGAUGUUGUUUAACAUUGGAAGAAAUACAAGCCUUCUACAAACAACUGCAGAACCUGCCAUGUGCUGUACCUCAUCUUAAACAGGUAUCAGAAUACAUCGUCAACAUUCAGGAGUUCAUUUCCGCAGUGGAGGAGGGAUUGAAUAAAGAGGAACCAACCAUAGAAGAAAUCACCAAACUCCUGGAGGAUUCAUCCCAGUUUGAUCUCGAUCUUCCUCAGAUUCCUCUCCUACAUCAGUCCCUCCAACAAGCGAAGUGGUUGAAAGAUGUUCGCUCCCAUCUCCUACUUGACCCCGACGAUGAAGAUGAACCUCGUGCCCCCGUUACGUUAGAACAACUCCGUAAACUGAUAGAUCAAGGGAUCUCCGUCGCCCCCAAGCCAUCUGUGGAGCGAGCUAUGGCAGAACUACAAGAGCUUCUUAUGUUGGCUGAGAGUUGGGAAGGAAAAGCAAAGGAUUGUCUCACUAAUAAAAUGCAAGUGAGCAUCACUGGUGCAAUAUCAGUGACUGAGAAAUCCAAACAGAUUCCCGUCUCGUUACCUCAAUGUACUAAACUUGCUGAGGUUGUUCGGAAAGCACAAGCGUGGCUCAAUAAGGUGAAAACAAUUCAAAACCAAGAUUAUUAUCCUUACAUUGAAAUGCUUGAUGCGCUGGCCAACCAAGCCCGCCCUAUGUGUGUUAAGAUGGAACAACUUUCAUUGAUCGAGAACCAAAUCACAAGCGCCAGGGUGUGGAAAGAACAAACUUCAAAAAUAUUCCUCAAGAAAAAUUCCCUGUUUACCUUGCUACAGGUGUUAAACCCUCGUAUUGAGAUGAAUUCAUCUGGAGGAUUAAAAUGGAGACGACGGAAGAAUCGAUCUUCAAUGGAUGAACAACAUCCCGAGAAAAACAAUAAAUCCACGACCACCAUCUUUGACUCCCCGGACCCCAUCAAGGUCGUCUCAGACUUCAAGGAGGCGGAGGUUAAAGAGAUGGAGAUGUUGAUGGCACUCAGAGAGACAAACAACGCUAAAGCUUCCGGGUUGUCCAUUGAUAGCCCGACGUCGCCCAUCAAGCACACCAAGACCACAGAGCACGAGACGCCCGAUGAAGACGCGGUGUUGUAUUGUAUCUGUAAGAAACCUUCAAGUGGUUUCAUGCUUCAGUGUGAAGUUUGCCAUGAUUGGUUCCAUACCUCAUGUGUUCCUUUACCUAAACUCAAUAAUAAUAAGAGCAGGACGCAACAAGUUUACGAACUUAAGUUCUUGUGUCCUCUCUGUCACCGAUCGAGACGUCCUCAUCUUACCACCAUCUUAUCCCUGCUGCUACAACUUCAACGCCUUCCUGUGAGGAUUAAAGAGGGGGAGUCGCUUCAAUGCCUCACUGAGAGGGCCAUGGCAUGGCAGGACAAAGCGCGGCGCGUCCUGUCAACCGAAGAGUGCCAAGCCGCGCUCAAGCAAGCUAUAAUACUUGCAGGAGAGAAUGACUCCACAGAAACAAACUCCACGCGGCGCCGAAAACACCGUACAAGUGAAAGUGUGACUUCCGACACCGAAAAGGACCCUGUGUGCAAAAUAGAAAGCUCAACACCUAGCACUGUACCAACAGAGCCACGGAACUCGAUUGACGAAGCCAUUGACGCUGUCAUAAAGAACACUAUGACAUCAUCAACGCAACGAAACACUUCCGGAGUCGAUAACUUGAUCCAUGCGGCCAAUGAAGCGGAAAGAAGGCUGAGCAGCCAAUCAGAGAACAGCGAUGCUCACUCCACGGAGCACGAGGAAGCCAUGGAAGCGGCGGAAGCCCUUGCCAUGUUCGCGAGCUUUAGUAACAAUAAACCCCCCACUGUGCAACCCCCAACCCCAGCUACUGUGAACCAAGACACCCAAUUAUCAACAACUCAACCCUUACAAAAUAUUCCAACUAAAAACGACCUCAAAACCCAGACAACUGACAAGCUUGGUUCCACACCAGCGAUUCCACUUUUAUCGAGGCCACACGUUUAUAUAAACCAUACUACCACACAGCCAACAGCAGCCCUCUUAUCCAAUGAUAUGAAGUCACAACUUGAAUCACUAAUGUUGGAAGGUGACUUGUUGGAGGUCUCACUUCCUGAGACACAAAUUAUAUGGAAAGUACUUCAAGCUGCUCAGCCUAUGAAAGAUGACAAUUUCUUAGACCUCUUGGAGGAAGAGAGCCAAAGUUUGAAAUCAUCGGAGCACGACCACGAGAAGAAGAGAAAGAAGAGAGACGAGCAUGGAGGGAAGAAGAAGAAGAAACAAAAGCUUAAGACUGAUGAGUCUUUAAAGAAAGAUAAGACUGAGAAAAAGAGGAAACGAAAGGAACAGGCAUUGGAAGCGUUACAGAGCGUACCGGAUGAGGAAGAUUACGCUUUCUGCUCCGUUGCUACGGCUACCAACGGUCGUCAGCAAUGUUUGCAACCAAUGGGAGAAGAGGUGAACUGGGUUCAGUGCGACGGUGGAUGCGAGGAAUGGUUUCAUUGCGUCUGUGUCGAGAUAAGCGCAUCUGAAGCAAAGGAUUCAGAUUAUAUUUGCCACUCAUGCAGAACCGACAUUUCGAACCGAAACACCGAUUUAUCUCGACAGAACUCCAACACAAGCAAUAUGGACGUUGACGUCAUCAACACAGCUCCUCCAUCACCAUUGUUAUAAUUCAUUACGUCACAAUUAUUAAACAAACGGUCACCGUAUGCCCGUUUUAACGUGAAAUCAUAUUGUUUCGUAGUUAUUAUUACCCGCGCUUCGUUUAUGUUCAUUUUCCCACAUAGACGUUAACGAGUAUUAUCGCGAAUGUCGAUGUACACUGCACAUGCGCAGUGGUGCCAAAGUAACUUCGUUUAGGUUGGUGUAUCUCUUUCUUUGUCGUUUCUUUGUCUAUCUUUAUUCUACUUUUUUCUUGCGAAACCUACUUUUGAUAAUUGUUAAUAAAUAAUGCGUUCUAAGCGGCG
Messenger RNA from Ciona intestinalis (vase tunicate), 5701 nucleotides. The record is from RefSeq and is a predicted model, not a curated record. NCBI's taxonomy places the organism in Eukaryota, Metazoa, Chordata, Ascidiacea, Phlebobranchia, Cionidae.